AUGCCUUCUCGUACAUCAUCCGGUCAGUCUUUGAUUUCCCAUCUCUCGCUCACAGAAGCUAUCUACAUACCAGGUUCAGGUCAUGGCUCUGACGACCCUGCGGAGGGUGAGGAGGGCUGCGACUUCUACGCACACAACCGUCCGCCGACACCCUGCACGCCCGAGCUGUUCCCUACGCCGCCGCGUGAAAGGAUGGAGCGUCUGGCCCGCGAGCAGCAGGCCGCUGCCGACGCCGCCAGCGCUGAGGAACUCCGCCGACGCCUUCGCAUCGAGAAGCAGAAACGCGGCGAUACUGAUGACGACGACAACGCCCAUCUUCACACGGCCAGCGCGCGCAACGUGACCCAGCAGAAGCAGCAGAAGCAGAGCGAAGGAGAAUCCUCGCAAGACUCCUCAUACGACAUCGUCCCCGACGACGAGGUCGAAGCCGCGCGCCGCGAGGAACAAGAGGCGCAGGACGCCGCGUACGACGACGCGUACCGCAGGCGCGUGACGGACCAGUCCAUCAGAGGCUUCGGCGUGCACGCGGUGCAGGAGGGAAUCAAGGGCCUGAAGACGUGUGCGGAGCCGCUGGCCAAGCGCAUUGAGGGAAGCAGGUGGCUGAAGAAGCCGGUGGGCACUCCCGAGGAGCUCAAGUGUCCGUGCUGGGGCUAUCCUGGUGUUGGAUGGAGGUUCUGCCUGAUUCAUCAAGGUGAAUAUGAGGCUGAGUUCGCUGCUGCUGCUGCUGCUUCCGCUGCCGCUGCUGCUGCCGAGAGGUGUGGUGGUGGUGAGGGUGAUGAGGGCGUUGUUUGGGAUGAGGAUGAAGUUGAUGAUGACGAGGAUGAAGUUGAUGACGACGAGGAUGAAGUUGAUGACGACGAGGAUGGAGGCGUCCUUGUCUGA
This is a messenger RNA of Diplodia corticola, 882 nucleotides long. RefSeq lists its product as uncharacterized. Lineage: Eukaryota; Fungi; Ascomycota; Dothideomycetes; Botryosphaeriales; Botryosphaeriaceae. The transcript has a single exon. The coding region runs from base 1 to 882 and encodes 293 amino acids. The record is from RefSeq and is a predicted model, not a curated record.